AUGUGUCUCUCCAUCGCAUCUCUACCUCCCUCACGUCUCCUCUCUCCCCCACCUGAGCUCUCUCCCUCCCUCACCUUGCUCUCCUCCUCCUUCAACUCUCCCUUCUCCUCUCUCCCCCCCCACACUUAUCAUGUGUCUCUCCAUCUCCUCUCUACCUCCUUCACGUCUCUCUCUCUCCCCCACCUGACCUCUCUCCCUCCCUCACCUUGCUCUCCUCCUCCUUCAACUCUCCCUUCUCCUCUCUCCCCCCCACACUUAUCAUGUGUCUCUCCAUCGCCUCUCUACCUCCCUCACGUCUCCUCUCUCCCCCACCUGACCUCUCUCCCUCCCUCACCUUGCUCUCCUCCUCCUUCAACUCUCCCUUCUCCUCUCUCCCCCCCCACACUUAUGUGUCUCUCCAUCGCCUCUCUACCUCCCUCACGUCUCCUCUCUCCCCCACCUGAGCUCUCUCCCUCCCUCACCUCGCUCUCCUCCUCCUUCAACUCUCCCUUCUCCUCUCUCCCCCCACACUUAUCAUGUGUCCCUCCAUCGCCUCUCUACCUCCCUCCCUUCUCCUCUCUCCCCCACACUUAUCAUGUGUCUCUCCAUCUCCUCUCUACCUCCUUCACGUCUCCUCUCUCCCCCACCUGA
Molecule: messenger RNA, 630 nt
Organism: Knipowitschia caucasica
Lineage: Eukaryota; Metazoa; Chordata; Actinopteri; Gobiiformes; Gobiidae
Source: the annotation of a GenBank genome assembly